Branchiostoma floridae (Florida lancelet) is the source of this 5260-nucleotide messenger RNA. RefSeq names its product protein numb homolog. The record is from RefSeq and is a predicted model, not a curated record. Lineage: Eukaryota; Metazoa; Chordata; Leptocardii; Amphioxiformes; Branchiostomatidae.
GUCGGAAAUUCGAAAUUUGCAUAAAACCAUCAGCGUCCGUUCGCCCGCGGCUGUGCGAAGUUCCGCACAAAACUUCCAUUCCAGGACUUUUAACUUCAUUUCAUCGCCUUUGCGAAUAUCCCGUAAGUUCAGAGGAAAGGCAAGGGAGCAUUUCGUCUCGUCUCAGGUUUUGCUGUGCCGUUGGGGCGAAAGGAAACCGAGAGAUUUUAUCGUGUAUUUGGAUGCAGGCGCAGCUUGGUGUGCGGUAGGCUGCCCUGAAAGUCGAUACACUCGUCGGUCAGCCGGCUGUGCAUGAACGCUGUGGUACUGCCGAAAAUGGGUGUCUAGUCGCGGCUGUCAUUGGAUUUAGCCCUUGAGUUUGAUACUGAAGAAGGAACAAGUACUGGAGAACAUUCGGAGGGAGUGAUUUAGUGAAUAGAGAACCGUUUGGACAGACAAAGAUGAACCGACUGCGUAAGAGUUUUCGGCGGUCGAAGGAGCCGCAUGUUCCGGAGUGCAGCAAGCCUCACCAGUGGGAAUCAGAUGAGAAGGCAGUACGGAGUGGGACGUGUAACUUCCAUGUCAAGUACCUAGGAUGUAUUGAAGUGUACGAGUCUAGAGGGAUGCCAGUAUGUGAAGAAGCUCUGCACAAACUCAAGAAUGAUUCCAAGGGUGUACGAGGAUUUUUCCGUCGAGGAAAGUCGGGGAGGAAGAAGACGAGAGCAGUUCUGUGGGUCACAGCAGACGCACUCAGAGUAGUGGAUGAAGACAGCAAGGGCCUGAUAGUGGACCAGACGAUAGAGAAGGUUUCCUUCUGUGCGCCGGACAGAACGUAUGAGAGAGGCUUCUCCUACAUCUGCAGGGACGGCACCACGCGGCGAUGGAUGUGUCAUGGCUUCAUGGCCAUCAAGGAUUCUGGAGAGCGACUGAGCCAUGCUGUAGGCUGUGCAUUUGCAGCAUGCCUGGAAAGAAAACAGAAGAGGGAGAAGGACUGUGGAGUGACAGUGACAUGGAACGCAGACAAGACGUCCUUCACACGUCAGGGUUCAUUCCGGCAGACAACAAUGACAGAGAGAAUGGACCAGGAGGAACUGGACGCAGAGGCACAGGGAGAUGCAGCUUCACCCGGGACUCCUGCGAAGGCCUCGGCUGUUCAGACAGCGGCCAUCCCCCGGCAGCAGGCUCCGCUGUCCACAGUAGCUCUGCAGAGACAGGGUUCCUUCCGCUUCUUCCCCAAGCUUAGCAGCAAGUCCUCUCCAUUCAAACGCCAGCUUUCGCUCAGACUAAACGAGCUUCCGUCAAACCUGCAGAGGAAGGAGCAGCCAGACGUUGCACCUGCGGCACCCCCACCCCCAUCCAAUGAAGUAGCCCAGCCCCCACCCACAGAGGACAGUAUCAGCGCCAUGUGUAAGAUGAUCCAGUCUGACUUGUUCACCCUCAGCAGCACAGACGAUCCCUUCACCCCAAGUUCCUCCACUGGCACUGCUUCUUCCCAGCCACAGGCAAUAGUAAACGGAGUCCCAUCACCUGCAAGUGGAGCUUCUCCCAUUGCUGCGAGGUCUCAGGCACAGACCGUCCCCAUCAAGCACAACAACCCCUGGGCCGCAGAGGUCAUGGCGGCAUCACAGCUGGCCAGCCAGUCCCCGAGGGACGACAGUGUCUGGGUGAACGCACCUCCGAUACCCCCUCCACGGCAGAAGUCUAUGUCAGAUGCCGACGCAUGGUUAGAAAGCAUAACAAAAAGUGUUUCUGGCCCCGCUCUUCAACACCAAAACACAGAGCCUUUCGACCCACGGUCAGUCAAUGGAGACAUGACGAGAACUGGUCCGAGUCAGCCUUUUGACCCGUUCGCAGGUCCCAUGCCAGGGGCUGGCGACGCCCAGUUCAGACAGCAACAAACCCCACCCAUGCAUUCCACAGUCAGGACCAAUGUCAGUGCUUCUGCGUACAGUCCAGCCUCCACCCAGCUUGGACAGCAAACCUUCAUGGCAACAUCCAACAUAAGCAAUGGCAGUAUAAGUGAUCCGUGGCCAGGACAGACCCAGCCUCACAUGAAUGGACAGAGAGACCCAUUCCAGCCCAUGGCACCCACACAGCCGUACGACCCUUUUGCAGUAGAAAAGACUUUUGAAUUGCAAUUGUAGGCCACAGUAGUCAAUAUCCACAGUCAGAAAGAAUAACAUAUCAAUUUGAAGUCCACUAGGUCAUAAUGACACAGUAUGUAGAGCAAGGACUGAUUUUCCAAUUUUCUUCCGUAAAAAAAUGUAUCGCCAGCUUUUAUGAGCUUUUGAUAGCUGAGCAUGUUUACAGUGUUGGUGCUGUAGACAUCCCUCUUAAAAAGCUUUAGCACAGCCCGAUCUACUCUGACUGCCAUUAAUUCCAUUACAAGGUUAAGAUCUUCUCCAGUGCUACACUAUAGUCCUCCUCUUUACAGAUGUGAACAUCUACUUUUCACACUGCCUCUGGCUGUCAGCUUAUUUUGAUCCUACAAUGGUUAAUUCAUCUGUAUAUACUCUUUCUGAGAUUGACCUCUACUCCAAUAACAGUUUGGUCUCUUUGGAUGGACCCCAUAAAUCUUGCACUGUAAUUCACAAUCAAAAAGAUGAACAAAUGCUACCGAUAGUUGAGAUACAGAUUAAAAAUGAACAUUAGAAGAUGAGUCUUAACACAUUGCUUGCAGCACUGCACCUACAACAUUUUACUGUUUGAUUUUGAUCAGUCUAUAGCUCAACUCGAGAAUAUUUUGAACACUGUUGUAUUACUGACUUAUGUAACUGCAAGCUGUUGUUGGGAAAAGCAUGGCUGCUCUUCAAGUUACUGAAUUGACUCUCAAACUUGCAACCAAAGUACUUGAAGUCUCCAGGGCUUAUGGUGCAUCACUUUAGAGAUAGUGUGAGGAUUCUACUCCAUUACAUCAUACACUCAUGUCUCAGCUUCCAUCUCAAAGCUACUCCCAGAAAUCUGGAUAAAGUAAAACAGUAUCCCGGCAAGCUAUGGCUGGUCCAGUCUCUACUGUUGACAUAUUUAAAACAUAGAUGAAUUGCUAAUGUCACAGUCUUGUUACAAGCAGUGUAUUACCUGGGAAGUUGACAUUGAACUGGAAAGUCCAUGUAUCUGGCAAGCAAUGUAGCAGAUAAGGGCUCUGUUACCAAUGUGAUAGUCAUGAAGUGCAGGCACAAGUGGUGUGUUAGAAUCAUCAAAGAAGCAAACAUUGUCUUCCUUGACAAUAAAAGUUAGAUGAGGUAGAAUGGACCUAUUAAGAUAAAUGAGGUUGAUUCAAUUUGGGACUAUUCCUAUGUCAUUUGCUCAGUUGGUAGAUCUAUAUAUCCAAGUAGACCUGGGUAACUAUGACUGCAUGUACAGCUGUUAGUAAUGAGAUAGGGUAGCUGUGCGUGCACGAUACCUGGAUUUCUCUAUGCUAAACAUUGUUCAGUUUAUGUAUCCAGUUGUCAAGCACAGUUGGCCUGGUAGCACUUCCUAACUCAAGAAAGCAGUCUUUCUUUGUGUCCUGAUGAUGGUUUGGGACACAGACAAGUAACAAUGUGAUUUUAGUUCAAUGCACCAUCGGAUUAUGACAGGAAAAAAUUGUAUUUGGAAAGAGACUGAGUAAUAAUUAGGUAUCUAAUUUCAAAUCACAGUGAGAGCAGAUUGCUCAAAUUGAUCUAAUCAUUGGGUAAGUCAUUGACAUGAUGGUUAAUAUUGAAUAUUAUUGCUGCUGUCUCAUCAGAUAGUCUUUGGUGAUGGGCUUUUAUUUUUGCAGAUUUGGCUCAAGAUAUAAUUCGUAGUUCUGAUGUAUGUUGUGAUGAGUCAAAUAUGUCAAGUUAGAAUCUACGGGCAUGUUGGUGAAGUCAGCCUGCUCCUACAAUCAAAUCAGAGUGACAGGUUGUUGGAACAAACAUUGCCUCUUGUACUGUUAUGUCUCUUUACUCAAUGUAACUGGGUAUUAAUGGGAAUGAUCACAAUAUUACCCAGCUUAUGUAAAUGUUAUAACUGAAUAAUUUUACAGGAAUGUCUUGUACAUAAUGAGGAUUUGACACUACAAGCUCUACCUUUCUGAUGGGGUUUUGUGUAUUUACAGUCUUUUUUUGUUUUUAGCUUUUAUCACAUAAUGACAAUCUUUCGAUUGAAUUCUUCCAUAAAUUGUGUAGCUAAUACUCUUUUGUGGUCAUUUGGUUUAUUAACAUGACAAAUAUUUUACCAUUUUAAUCUUUGAGCAAAAAAUAUAUUUAGUUAUAAAGAUUAUUUUGAAGCUGACUCUGUAUGUAUGAACCUUAAAAUGUUGAUGAAGACAGUGAUCUCUUUGUGUUUUUUAUCUGUUCAUAUGCUAAUGUGUUCUGUACAUCCAGGUAGGCCUCCUGAUAGACAUGUUGAUUGAUUACAGAAGCAAAGAAGAAAAAAUAAACUCCUAAUUAAUGUGUACCUUAAAAACUUGUCAUUUAUUUCCUUGUAUUCUGAAUUUUCUGUAUCUAGGUUUGGUGUGCAGGCCAUACACUUAUAUCUCAUGAAACCCAUUUGAAAUGAGAUCCCGGAAUUGUGGUUUUGCAAUUGUUCUUGGUGUGCUACUUUUGUUCUCCAGUGUUACUGCUAACAGCUAAGGAAGGGUUUGUAGCUUAUGUCUUGAUUAUCAUUUUGAUUUACAUGUAGUGAUAUCUCAUGCAAUCAGGAAUGUAUUUACCAGGAUUUUCUGAGACUCCAAGCUUGUGACUAGAACCUCUGAUUCUAGGUUAUUUAUUGACAAUACUCAUUGUUUUGUAUAAAUGGUAGCUAAUCUUUGUGAAUCCUGUAAAUAGGCUUGUGAGAUAACGAAAUCAAAAUAAGCUAAGUCAUCUUUGUUAGCCUAGAUUCUUUGUGAUGUCCAAACAGUUCUGUAGACCUACAACAUGUAUUCACUUGGGUAAUACUUGUGCAAGCCAGAACAAUUCAUUUGAAGUCUGGUUUCCCUACAAUGUGUCUUUACCAGAUGAGUCAAGCGCAGGAGUCGACCAUUGUCAAACACUGUUCUAGGCUCACCAACCUGCGUGUAGCUAGUGUGAAAUGGUGUUGAAAUGUGACUCCCAAGUAGCAGGCAUAUGGUGCUCUUCCUAGCUUUCUACUGUUACAUUUGUCAUGAAAGAAGAGGCCACCAACAGAAAUAUUGUGCACUCCACAGUAGAUAGGAAUCUAUCUUGUUACUCUUUUCUAGUUGUAUCACCUCUGAUGAACACUGUUCUUGUCAGAUUUUUCUCCUAUGUGAGAGAAAUUAGGCUGCUUUGCCAAUAAACUCACCCUCCCAAUGACUGUA